ACCUGCUUUUUACCACUAUUGGCCUGUGCCCAGGACUGACUACUCAGAGUCAAUGGUGCCAGGUCGGAGUCUUGGGUGGCAGAGGUGGCUGGGGGGCUUCCUGAUCCUGGCGGUGCUGGGUCUGUCCGUGGCCCUGGUCAUCUUUGUUGUCAAGGCCAACAGCAAAGCCUGCAAGGAUGGCCUCCUAGCAGAGGAGGAGUGUCACAGUGUCACCCGCCUCCUGGAGGUCCAACUAACCCAAGCCUGGGAAGGCUUACUGAGGACCGAGGCCCAGGCUGCCACCUGCAACGAGACUGUGGUAACCCUGUUGGCUUCCCUGGAGAUGGAGAAGGCCCAGAGCCAGGAGUGGCUCACGAAACGGGAGGAGCUUCGGGGAGAGAUUGAGGAGUUGAAGCACAAGCUGCAGAACGCUUCGGUGGAGGUGGAAAGACUGAGAAAAGGGACUGAGACCUCGAGCAAGAAAAAGGAAGUCGCGUCUGCCAGCUCCUUGAAAGCGCUCAGCCCCUCGGUGGUCUCUGUGCACCUGCUCCUGGCCUUCGUUGCUCUGCUGGCCUGAGGUCCCUGCGGGCCACAGUCUGGACUGGUCCGUUCCUGCUCUGCUUUUCCCUUGGAGGCUUGACCUGACCUGACCGGUUCUGAAGAGGCCACGCUGUGGCACAGUCAGGGGAAGGUGGGGGGGGGGGGGGGGGGGGGGCGGGCAGCAGCUGGAGGUACACGGAGAAGCCUUGAAGUUGGACAAAGCAGGGGAGCUGGCCCAGGGCUGCCUCCCCCUCGGGCCUCCCCGCCCCCUCCCCC
This is a messenger RNA of Prionailurus viverrinus (fishing cat), 795 nucleotides long. It is a transcript of the gene BST2, whose product is annotated as bone marrow stromal cell antigen 2. Gene Ontology annotation, molecular function: metalloendopeptidase inhibitor activity. The transcript is spliced from 5 exons. The record is from RefSeq and is a predicted model, not a curated record. Lineage: Eukaryota; Metazoa; Chordata; Mammalia; Carnivora; Felidae. Gene Ontology annotation, cellular component: cell surface; Golgi apparatus. Gene Ontology annotation, biological process: defense response to virus; innate immune response. The coding region runs from base 53 to 556 and encodes 167 amino acids.